This is a messenger RNA of Frankliniella occidentalis (western flower thrips), 980 nucleotides long. RefSeq lists its product as uncharacterized. Lineage: Eukaryota; Metazoa; Arthropoda; Insecta; Thysanoptera; Thripidae. The coding region runs from base 109 to 831 and encodes 240 amino acids. The record is from RefSeq and is a predicted model, not a curated record. The transcript has 6 exons.
CACUGGCAAUGCCGGCCCAAGGUCAGGCUCGGCCGGCCCGGGCUAUCAGUCGGCACAAGGUCCUCAUAUAAGGCGCGCGGAUCCUGCGCCGCCACUGUCUCCGCCAACAUGCUGUCCCAGGUGCUACUCCUCGCGGUGCUGGUGGCGGCCGCCGCCGCGCAGCUCCCCGACUUCAUCCCUGUGUGCGCCCGCAGCGACCCGAAUCUGGAGGACUGCAUCGUCAAGGCCGUGGACGACCUCCGCCCGCGCCUGAUGAAGGGCAUCCCCGAGCUGGACGUGCCAGCGAUGGGCCCCUUCAAGAUCGACGAGGUCGUGGUGGGCCCGGGAUUCUCCUACCGAAUCGUCGGCAAGAACCUGCUCGUCACCGGCCUGGAGGACUUCCGCGUCUUCAGACUCAAGGCCGACCUGGACCGCAACACGUUCUACAUCGGCGUGGAGAUCCCCGCGGUGCGCUACACCGGCCAGUACACCAUGAACAUCCCCACGCCCUUCAUGAGGGUGAACGGCGCGGGCUUCGUCAAUGGCAACGCCACCAACAUCCGCGCCAACGCCGUGCUCGAGGGCAAGAUCGUCAAGCGCGACGGCAAGUCGUACUACAACUUCAAGACGAUAGACCUCGACGUCAAGCUCGGUGACUACAAGCUGCGCAUGGACGGCCUGUUCCGCGACAACAAGAUCCUGGAGGACCUGGUGCUCAACAUGAUCAACGACCGGUCCAAGGAGUUCGCGUGGAUGGCCGAGCCGCUGGCCGAGCGAGCCGCUGCCCAGAAGGUGCUCCAGUGGGCCAACAUGAUCGCCAAGAACCUCCCCAUCGAAGACAUGUUCCCCUGAAGCGUGCGCCGCGUCGCGGACCGCAGAUCCGGUUGCUAUUAUUGUGAUAUUCUAAACUAAGUUACGAAAUUGAUUGGCUGUUAUUAGAGCGCGAUUCGCAUUAAGUUUGAUUUAUGAUACAGAAACUGAAUAAAUAAAAAAGCAAAGUC